Molecule: messenger RNA, 600 nt
Organism: Theileria orientalis strain Shintoku
Lineage: Eukaryota; Apicomplexa; Aconoidasida; Piroplasmida; Theileriidae
Exons: 1
Coding region: 1-600 (199 amino acids)
Biological process (GO): membrane fusion; nuclear membrane reassembly; Golgi organization
Cellular component (GO): nucleus; cytosol
Molecular function (GO): ubiquitin binding
Source: RefSeq, a predicted model, not a curated record
AUGACGAACAUUAAGUCGUUGGGUGACUACAUCGACGAAGACGACGCGAGUCCGUUCAGCUACGCAGGAGGCCACAACAGCGCAAUAGGAAUAGACGGAGGAGGGCACGUGGUAAACCUGUACGCAGACGGGUUCGUGGUAAACAAUGGGCCCUUCAGACCCCUGAGUGACCCUGAAAACGCCCGAUUCAUCCAGGAUGUUAAGAACGGGAUUGCGCCGCCUGAGCUCCAAGACGGAGGCCACGAAGUGAGCGUGCAGCUGGUGGACAAGCAGCACACGUACUUCAACCCCGAAAACGACAAGUCGAAGACCAACAACACGAUGAAGCACACGAUUUCGAAGACGAACUCUGAAUGGUGUCUGGGAGACAACAAUACGACCCUCAGGAUUAAGCUGCACAACGGCGACCUGAUUAACCUAAAAAUAUCCCAGGAGGCUACGAUUGGGGAUCUGCGGCAGUUUAUAGCGAGAAACAGUCCCGAGGGAGCCGCUGGAGGCCUGCUUUACGGGUAUCCGCCCAGGGUCAUCGGAUUUAUGGACUCAACAACACUCAAGGAGGCAGACAUUCUCAACUGCAACGUAAUCCAAAACAAAACUUAA